Molecule: messenger RNA, 2691 nt
Organism: Mycosarcoma maydis (corn smut)
Lineage: Eukaryota; Fungi; Basidiomycota; Ustilaginomycetes; Ustilaginales
Product: putative histidine biosynthesis trifunctional protein
Exons: 1
Coding region: 1-2691 (896 amino acids)
Biological process (GO): L-histidine biosynthetic process
Cellular component (GO): cytoplasm
Molecular function (GO): metal ion binding; histidinol dehydrogenase activity; NAD binding
Source: RefSeq, a predicted model, not a curated record
AUGCAACAACUCACCACGCCUUUGCUUCCGCUCGUUGAUGCGGAGAGCAUCAAGGGCAGUGCUCUUAUCGACGCCGUCUCCCGCAUCGCCCCCGUUCUCGUUCCUCAGGACCUCGUCUCGACGCUCCCGGCCAAUGUCGCAUACCUCGUGCUUGCCGAGCCAUCACUCUCCUACGACGCCGCAGCCGAUCUACUUGAUGCUGGUGCCGAGGCUAUCGUCACUGCCGACACUCAGCUCAUCCAACAGUUUGACGCUACCAUUGCGUCGGCUCGAUUCAUUUACCUUUGCGCGUCGGGCGCUGCUCCUGUCGCUGAAGUGCUCAAGUCGGUAGCAGGCGCCGUUCUCACUUUGCCCGCAGCUUCCGCCAUCGCUUCUUCGUCACAGCUCAUCAAGACGACUGCCGAUGUGCUCCAAACCAAGACGUCUGGCAAAUCGCUUUUCGUGCUUGCUACUUCGGGUGUUCCUACGGUUCAGGAUGUCCAGGCGGUAGCGCAGCUCACUGCCAGCCUGAUUGCACCAUCUUCUGUGCUCGGAGUAGCUGCUGAUGAAGCGCACAAGCAGCAGGGCAAGCUUGACAUUGUGGAUGCGUUCGUGGCUCCUCUCACCUCGGACCGUACCGACGGUCUGUUUGCCACCACCGUCGUUUCGUCUGCCUGCACCGCAUCGCUCGGUCUCGUCUACUCUUCGCCUCUCUCUAUCCGCAAAUCUAUUGUCACUGGUUCGGCUCACUACCAGUCGCGCAACCGCGGUCUCUGGCACAAGGGCGAGUCGAGCGGCGCUACCCAGCAAGUGGUCAGCAUUCGCCAGGAUUGCGAUUCGGACGCUAUCCAGUUCGCCGUUCGUCAGUCGCGUGGCACUUUGGCAUCUGGAUUCUGCCAUCUGGAGAAUCGCGAAGGCUGCUUUUCUUCGGCUACCGGUCUCGCCAAGCUCGAGGCUACGCUCAAACACCGCCUCCAGACGGCUCCAGCUGGUAGCUACACGGCUCGUCUGUUUAACGACGCUUCGCUGCUGGGUGCCAAGCUGCGCGAAGAAGCAGCCGAGCUGGCGGAUGCCAACAACAAUGACAAGAAACACGUCGCUUUCGAAGCGGCCGAUCUGAUCUACUUUGCGCUCACCAAGUGUGUCUCUGCUGGCAUUGGGCUGGAAGAGAUCGAGGCAUCUUUGGAUGCCAAAGCCAAGAAGGUUUCGCGUCGCAAGGGGGAUGCUAAGCCUGCAUUUGCUGCGCAGCAAAAAGCUGCCGAGACCCAGCGCGCCGCAGGUACUCCAGCUGCGGCUGCUGAAACGGUCAAGGAUGCAUCUGCGCCCAUCAAGAUCCAGUCUUACCGCUACGAAGAUCUCUCGGCAGCUCAACGAAAGGAACUGCUCAAGCGACCCGCUCUGCGGACCGAGCAAGUCAUGGACAUUUGCCGUCCCAUCCUGCGUUCCGUCAAGGAACGUGGCGAUGCAGCGUUGCUCGAGCUCACCGAGAAAUUUGACAAGGCGAAACUGACGAAUGCUGUGCGCCUGCCGCCUUUUGUUGACGACUCGGUGAUGGCGCAAAUCAAGCCUGAAGUCAAGGUGGCGAUUGACAUUGCGUACAACAACAUUUACAAGUUCCACAAGGCGCAGAAGACGACGUUUGGCAACAAGAGCGCCGGGGCGACUGGAAGUGGAAGCGCAGAUGGGUCCGAGGGAGCGCAAGAUGGCGUGCUUGAAGUCGAGACGAUGCCCGGUGUGGUAUGUCGAAGGUUUGCUCGACCUAUCGAGUCGGUUGGAUUGUACGUUCCGGGUGGAUCGGCUGUAUUGCCGUCUACGGCGCUGAUGCUGGGAGUGCCUGCGCAAGUGGCACGGUGCCCGACGGUUGUGAUUGCUACGCCGCCACGAGCGGACGGCAGCAUUUCGCCCGAGGUUCUGUACUGUGCGUCGAAAGUGAACGCCAGUGCGAUUCUGUGUGCAGGAGGAGCGCAGGCGGUGGCUGCACUGGCUUACGGAACCGAAAGCUGUCCGAAGGUGGACAAGAUCGUCGGUCCAGGGAACCAGUUUGUUACAGCUGCCAAGAUGUUGGUGCAGAACGAGACGGAUGCUAUCGUAUCGAUUGAUAUGCCGGCUGGACCUUCCGAGGUGCUUGUGAUUGCUGAUCGCGAGGCGGAUGCUGCGUUUGUUGCGUCGGACCUGCUAUCUCAAGCGGAGCAUGGACCUGAUUCUCAAGUGGUGCUUGUCGGUAUAGCGCUUAGCUCGUCUGAGCUCGCGGCGAUUGAAGCCGAAGUGGACCGUCAGGCGCGCGCAUUGCCCCGGGUCGACGUUGUACGACAAGCGAUCGACAAGUCGGUCACUGUGAUCGUCCCCGAUCGUGCUACCGCUAUGGAAUGGUCAAACGCCUACGCUCCCGAGCACCUCAUCCUCCAAACGCGCGAUGCAGAGUCUCUGGUGGAAUGCGUGCAAAACGCCGGCUCGAUCUUUGUCGGUCCCUGGUCGCCCGAAAGCUGCGGCGACUACAUGAGCGGCACCAACCACUCGCUCCCCACCGCCGCCUACGCCAAAAGCUACUCCGGCGUCAACGUCGCCACCUUUGAAAAAUGCAUCACCUCGCAAUCACUCACCCAACAAGGCCUCAAAGGCUUCGCCCAAAACGUCAUCGACCUAGCCAUGUGCGAAGGCCUCCAAGCCCACGCCAUGGCCGUCAAAAUCAGACUCGACAGAAUCCAAUCCUAA